AUGCUCGGCUACGGCAAGUCAUCGCCGCUUUCUUCACCACACCGUCUUCAGGCCCGUGCUCUCGCAAUCCAGGCCACCAGACGGCCCUUGUCUUUGGUCCGCCUCCACCUGGACUGGAAGCAGCACCAGCAUCCAGCAGCGCAUCCAGCCAGCAGCCAUUGCCAUACGAGCAAAGCAACCACGUCCAGCCAUCAAUCAGCCCUCCCCUCAGUCGCGACUUUCACUCUUGUACUCCCAACUUAUUUUCUACGAACAUCACCACACCUCCUCCUCUCCCUCCCCUCCUCCGUCUCUCCUCGACACCAUCCUGCAUUCGAAACCCCCGCCUUCAGACCGUAUUUCUUUGCGGUAGCCACAGCCUCAUCUACUGUAUACUCGUGGGAAGCAAGCCGGCUACGUGCAGCGGCAGUGGGACAGACAGCAAUUCCCACAUCUCCCAGCCAGACUCCUGCAGCUCGCCAGAUCCUGAACAUUUGUCGAUGGGCGACACCGUCUUUGACGCCUCGAAAAGAUCUUCAUUCCAUCACCUUCCAAUUGCCCAUCCGUCCUCAAUUUCCGGGUCUCAAAAGGACCCUAACCGCCACCAUUCCCUCUCCGCAUUCUCUCGCUGCGAUUCUUUCGCCCUCCGCACCAAGUGAAGAUACCACCAAUUCGACGUCGCGAGCCUCGACACCGAAGCGCACCCACGCCGAAGCCUUCUCCGCCGAAUUGGCCUAUCUACAUCCCACAUCGCCCACGCAACACCGAGCCAGUAUUGCCUCGGUGAGCGCGCCGAGCCCAGGCUCUAGGGCGCCAGAUGAUGGGAGCGCGGGUAGCACAAGGAGUUUGGAGGAGAAGAAACCACAGAAAAUGGUGAGAUCGAGCAUUGCAUGUGUGAAAUGUAGGAGGAGUAAAGUCAAAUGUGUCAACACUGGAGUAAACUCGGUUUGUAAAUCGUGCGCGCAGAACAACAGAGAAUGCACUUAUCCAGUAGCUGGCUCCAUGCCGACGCCGAAACGGAAUGAAGCCUCAGCUGGAAUCAAAAUAGAGAAAGGCGAGGAAGGAGAGAGCAAAAAACGUAUACGCAAGCAAGCCGAGGACAGUGUGAGGCGUAAUAGCACGAGAAUAGUGGAUGGUCCACUGGACUCACCUGUGCUCAACAAGAAGGUUUGGGAUGAGCUUUACGCGAUAUUCAAGCUUCACUUCUCCACUGAGAUGCCAUUUCUUCACCCACCCUCAUUUCGCAUCCGAUUCAAGCAGGUCGCCUAUCCUCGGGAUCCUUCAAUUCCGUCAUCUGAGAUUCAAGAAGGAAAACUACUCCUCUUGGGCGUUUUGGCACUCACGGCCCGAUAUCACCCAGAGCUUGAAGCCCUUCAUGGAGGUCCACUCAAUGCGAGUGAGUACUACGCAGAAGCCUUACAGGCUGCUUUGGCCGGACCGAUUAGUAAAAUCUUUACGGUUCAAUCUCUUGAGGUGAUACAGGCAGCGCUCAUGCUCUCUUUGUAUGAGUGGGGUCAGACCAGAGGACUGACCGCCUGGAUGUAUGUUGGUAAUGCCAUCAGACUAGCACAGUCAAUGGGUCUGCCCUACGAGGAUGAUACUGGGCCACAAUCGAACUCAUACCCAAAAAAUGAUACACACAAAAACGGCACUGAGAGUGAGAUGAUUACAGAUAAAGAAGUCCGACGUCGCACAUGGUGGAGUUGUUUUGUUAUGGAUCGUAUGCUUGCGGCUGGCAAGUGUAGGCCGACCAUGAUAGAUGUUGACAAGUUGCGAAUCCAGCUACCAUGCUCAGAUGAUCGAUUUCUGUUCAAGAAAGCAACACGGACGGAUGUCUUAAAAGCGAAUUUCAAGCGGGAAGGCACCGAGCCCAUCAACAAUGAAGGGGUCCUAGGAUGGUACAUUCGAUUAGUUGAGAUCUUCGGAAGAUUUUCCGUGUGGAGUUAUUCUGGGGGAAGAAGGACAGAAACUCAACCACCAUGGCAUCCUUCUACCACCUUUUAUCAGAUACGCACGGAUUUGGAAGAGUUUCAUCAUGCACUACCGCCAAGUCUGACGUUUACGCCCGAAAAUCUGUCUGCGCAUAUCGAGGGACCUGGCGCCACCGCUUACGCCUCGCUACAUACGCUGUACCUAUUGUGCUUGAUCAUGCUUCAUAGAGAGUACUUUCCCUUUAUCCCGCUGGCCUGCAAAGGACCAAAUGGGCCAUUAGACGAGCCGACCUUCUCACCAUCCAGAUUUCCGCCACCCCCAAAUUUCUGGAAGGACAGCGCAGAGACGGUUUUCAAAGCUGCUAGAGACAUUAUUGAGAUUGUGACAACUCUCAGAGACGACGACGCUCUUCCUCAAUCAGCACAGAUAGGAUUUGCUAUUUUUCAAGCAGCUUUCGUUUGCCUGUAUUCGUCCUAUUUUGAGCAGAUGGAUACUGGCCGUUAUGUACACCCAGGAACGAAACAUCGCAAUAAACGCUGGACUGAUACCGCAGCUGAACUUGUUAGAGACAUGGUACCACGGCUAUCAAUGAUGAAGAGAUACCAAGAGACACUGCAGAAGACGGGAGAGUUCUUCGCGAACGCCAGCAGUCAAUACCACAAUCACAUCGCGGGAGGUGAGAAGCCUGCGAGUUAUUCUGGCGGCGGGGCAGAUCAAUACAAGUCUCGUGAAAGGGAUCUUAAAGAGUAUGGAGGCCUCUCCGAUCCAGCAGAUAGGAGAUCCAGAGCGAGUACCGACGAUGCGACAGCCAGUAGCAACGGAGAUGCAAUGGUGGGUGUUGAGACGCCAAGAUCAAUGGGUUGGCAGACUGUAAAUAUGCCAGACGCAGACGAUCGUUUAAAGUACGAAGUUUCUCUAGGAUAUGGUGCACAGUCAAACAAUUACCCUGUUCAAGCUCAUCAAGCACAUCUGGUAAACAACGGCCAUCCGGCCCCUUUGCUCAACUCACCAUACGGCAACGGUGCAACUCCUCAUUACUCGCAUACUCAACCACCACAUCACGCGACCUCUUACCCCACGUCCGUCGCUCACCAUACUUCGCAACCUGGUAUGGCGCCUCCUCCCCAGCAAAGCGGCAUAUGGCCCAUUGAGAAACAAUUGGACUGGACUAAGCAUCAUCAUCAGAUUAACUUUUCCAGUGCAUUUGACAAUUUUGGUCAAGCCACGAUGAUGGUUGAGGAUGAUUGGCAAGGCUUGCAGCCUACCAAUUAUAUCCAGGCUAUCCAUAAUGUGAACGGGUGGGCUCCUGAUCGUGUUCCGUCGCCCUCACAUUCUACGAAACGGAACGAAGCAGGUUACGUGCAAACUUGA
Messenger RNA from Glarea lozoyensis ATCC 20868, 3282 nucleotides. Its product is annotated as Zn2/Cys6 DNA-binding protein. Lineage: Eukaryota; Fungi; Ascomycota; Leotiomycetes; Helotiales; Helotiaceae. Bases 1 to 3282 code for a protein of 1093 amino acids. Gene Ontology annotation, molecular function: DNA binding; zinc ion binding; DNA-binding transcription factor activity, RNA polymerase II-specific. The record is from RefSeq and is a predicted model, not a curated record. Gene Ontology annotation, biological process: DNA-templated transcription; regulation of DNA-templated transcription. Gene Ontology annotation, cellular component: nucleus. The transcript is spliced from 3 exons.